Saccostrea cuccullata (small rock oyster) is the source of this 988-nucleotide messenger RNA. RefSeq lists its product as uncharacterized. The coding region runs from base 68 to 718 and encodes 216 amino acids. NCBI's taxonomy places the organism in Eukaryota, Metazoa, Mollusca, Bivalvia, Ostreida, Ostreidae. The transcript has 9 exons. The record is from RefSeq and is a predicted model, not a curated record.
UCGCUAGUCGCGUUCCAGGUGACUGACCAUAAGACAAGAGGUCAGCAGAAGGAAAACAACACACGACAUGGAUAGUGCAUAUAAAGAGGACGAGCACACUUACGACUAUAUCGACUCCAGUGCCUUCAGUAAUUAUGCAUACGAGGGUCAUUCUAGUAUCCAGAAGAACAGAGAGGUAUUCGAACCCACCCCUCCAAAAAGAUCAUCUGUUUCUAUCAGUCGUCAGAAUCGAUGUUUGUUUGUGUCUGUCAUCGUUGGUGUCAUUAUAGUUAUCAUCACUGUUGUCGUCGUUAUUGUCGUCAAAAAAAAAAAUGAAAGUAAACCCCAGGCACCAAUGGAAUUUGAGGCCACCAUGACCCUAGUAACUCCAUGGCAACCAGAGUACGAUGACCCCGACAGUGAGAUUUAUCAGAGAUUUACAUCUGCCCUCCUGGCCCAGACAGAGGACGGUAUAAGAGAAAGUGAAGUUGGCAUGAACCUGGAUUUCAUCGUCAUUUCAAAUUUAAGCCCAGGAAGCGUGAUUUGUGAUAUCAAAAUCUUUAUGAAAACUGCCAAGUACUCAGUGAACGGAGCGUCACGUGACCAACUUCAUUGUAAUUCUGAGUACAAUUACAGAAAUCGUGAGAAAGGCCAAACAAGACAACCCAGCGUCACUUCUGGCAAAAGUCGACACAGCAGAAAUAAGUGUCAGACAGCCGCAAACAGGGGCACAGUCUGAUACAGAGUCAACAAGAAAUCCACCACAAACUUCAACGACCGCCAUAAGAUCAUCAUCAACAACAAAAACAACAACGACGACGACAACCACAUCAUCCAUAACAACAUCAGUAUUCCGCCGGACUUCGUCAAGUGUAUCCUCUACUCCAUCCACUGGUACUGACAUAACACCAGAUAUGAUUCCGGGGAAUGAUUCACCUUGUAGAAACAUUACCUACCUGGAGACAGUGCUCUUCGUGUCAUGUUACGAUGACGAUGCAUAUAACCGAGC